AUGGCUCACGAUAGAUAUGUAGAACUUGAAAGGCAUCCUCUUGGUGGUUUUGGCUUUAGUGUGAUUGGAGGAGUGGACACCCAUCUUCCGCCUAUGGUCUGUGCUUUGGUUCAAAAUGGCUCCGCGCAACUAAGUGGAAGGGUAAGCGCCUGUGUUGAUGAUCUCUGUAACUGUCUUCAAAAUCAUUGCAUGAAAGCUUUUAUCAUUCAGUUAGCCCUUAGUUUUGGCACAUUCGAGUGGCUCUCCUCUCGAGAUUUCGUGGAAUUAUUUUCUCUUCCUGGUAAAAUAACAAUUUCUGAACGCCGGAUCACUUUGCUUUCAAACGUGGCAAUCAAAUCGUGAAGACGCAGAGAAACGUGUGAACUUGUUAACUAAAAGCAUAUUUUUUCCACUUCGGUUCUAUUUACCGAAAAAGAAAAAGUACAAGGUAACAGCGAACAAACAAUUUUGUUUUUCUGUUAUCAAAAUUUCCGCUGGUUUUAGUGUCUUACUUGUUAAGGAAAGAUAAGCUAAUCUCUCGCGUAAAAUUUUGUCGAGUAUUCUGCAAUUAACUGAACUUGCUUGCUGCUGUAAAUAUAUCAAGAUAGCGGAGAUUUUCAUGUUGAUCCAUUUCGUCUUGAGCCACGUACUAUGAUAGUAACUCUUUAACCCUUUCUGAGUUUAAUUUCAUACAUAUACAGCUUAUCCUGUAUACUUAAGCUUAAUACAUGUACAUUGCUGGUUGGUUGAAAAGUACUUUCAAAGGACUGAAAUAAAGAUAGGUAGUAUUUUUUUGGUCGCAAUUUAUUUUCACAACACACUAUGGAAUUUAAUAUUCGAGCUUUGUAAGCGUGAUUUAGGGAGGAGUUUGCCCAUUUUGCGAUAUUUUGAUUUACAAAGCAAUCUUGAUUCUGAAUAACUCUGUUUGUUCUAGUUAACUUAUAAAAGUUACGGAAAAUAUUUGUGCACAAGUGUAGGCUGCUUGUCUCGUUAUGAAUUUAGUGUAAACGAGUCUUUUAUUUGUACUUUUCAGCUGUGGUUAAGUUUUUUAAUUUAUAUGUGUCGUGUCCUAUCGUUAUUUACACUAGCCAGGCAAAUUUGUCGUGCUGGGAGAAUAAAUGUCAAAACCGCCCUGUCUGUUUUGCAAACAAUAAACGUGAAAUUGCAUUGGUCAGAAACGAAAAGAUUUAUUAAGAAAUUAACAUAAUUGGAAAUAUCAGUUUUCUUACCUAACAUAAGUUUUUUUCCUCUUUCCUUAACUGAGUCAAUAAAUUUCAUGAUUUAAUCUAUAAGUCUGCACUCUCUAUUACCAUCAUUAUUGAUGUUUUCCCUAAAAACUAUGUUUAAAUUGAAUGGCAAUCAAUUAUUGCUUUAAUUGGUGUGAAUAUCUGUAAACAAACUUAGCUUUUGUAUGACAACAAACAUGCUGAGGUGUACUUGAGUUAUGUUAGAGAGAAGUUGCUUUUAAAUUUAAUGUCAAAGGGAACUGUUAAUUUAAAAAUUGAGACGGCAAGAUAUAUACCUCCAGGGUAUUCAUGGUAUGAAGCUACAUACACCCUUUAAAAUAUUCCAUGUAAUAUUUUUCACAUUUAGGAAACCACAAAAAUUUGAUUGUUUGAAAAAUAUCAAUAAUGCUUCUAAUGUUCAGCAUAAGGUGCAUUUUUUUUUGGUAGCUAUAAAAACAGUGGCAUUAAAAUGCUGUUGGAAUAAAGAGUUGUUCAGUUUUAUCCUUAGUUCACAUUUUUUUGCCUUUGUUUCAAUCUCAUUGUCAUGCAUUACUUAGCUAAAAACAAAGUAGAGUGAAAUAUGAACCAGGGGCAAAAUUGAACCGCAACAUUUCCUUUAGUUUUGAUUUAGAGCUAAGAAACUUUUGUUGUGCAUCAUGAAACAAGCCUCAAGAUAUGAACAUCUGCCUAUUUUUGGACAGCUUGUUACUUGUUAUCCCAAAAUGUACAUUGUUGUCUGGUUAAAAAUGCGUGCAUAGAAGAUGGUACAAAUCCUAUGCUUCAGUUGGCUACCUAUGUUGUCCCUUCUUGAAGAAAUUCAUCAGGCUAGAGAAAUAAAUAGAUAUGUUGCCCCUGUAGGUUUUAAGGCUUUGUUACUUUUAGGGGACCAUCGCUUUAUAGAGAAAAAAACUUACUGAAUGUAUGAGCAAAAUGAUGAGUUUAUGCAACAGUGGACAAAUGUAUACGCCAAAUGUAGAAUGUAGAAGGAGAAAAAAACAUGAGUCUAUUUUAGUUAUUUUCUGUAUUAUUAUCACUUGGAUCUACAAUAUAUUGCCUAAAAUCCUGAUGGCAGAAUUCAUGGUUUGUGGCUAAAAGGUGCUUUCAGAAAUGACCUGUGUUUGCUCUUUAUUUGUUCUUUGUUGUCAAACAUACAACAUUAUUAAAUUUUGUUGUUUAGCUUGCACACUUAUAUGUUUUCCUCUUUAGAGUGAUGGUCCCCUAAAAGUAACAAAAGCUGGACUUAAUUAUUUUUAUUAGUGCUGUAAAUGGCACUUUAAUGUUUUCAGUGAUACUAUGAGUUAAUACACAAUGUAUUUUAAGGUUUUGUGUUCAAUGUGAAUUAUUUUUUAAUGCACAAUAUUUUAAGAAUAUACAUUUCACAGAAAUUGAGAGAAUUGUAAUAGUGGAAUAAUGUCUUUUUUCUGGAGGUUGGUACUCCCAAAUUUGGGCCCUUUUCAACAAUUAAUCAUGUCAGUUUGGGAUGAGCACUUUCAGUAGUGGGGCCAAAGACUAAUGGCAGGUCAAAAUUAAUGUGUGUAAUGUUUGACCACUAAGAGAGGCAUUACAAAUAAGGAUAGAUCACUCAAAAUCAACUGUUGUGAUAUUAGAAUAAGUUCUCAUCACUACUGCAAUAUGUGCAUGUAGGCUAAACGAAAGGAAAUGUGAGGAUUUGGGGUUUACAAAUUUUGGCGUACAUGUAUUUCAUGCAAAGGGUAUGAAUUUGUAUUGAUAGAUUUUCCUUGAGAUCCAACUUAGAACUUGUCUAGCAGGACUUAAUUUUCUGUCAGUCAAAUGUCUAAAAACUGUUAGAGUAGAAUCCUAGUGAAAGAAUACUCUUUGAAUGUGCUAACUUCUCUGGUCAAUGGCUCUCCUAGUGGUUUUUUUAUUAAGUACCUCAUUUAGGUACUAGUAUGAAGUGACCCCACGUUAACUUUUGAAGAAUAGCAGAGAUUUAGAAUCACGUUUUCUGCAAAUGGCAAAUGUCAGAUUCAAGUUGAGAAUUUCUUGAAGUGGAAAAUGAGCAGAUGAAAACAGUCCAAAACAAUUCUUAUGAAUAAAGCUUAUGUGAAACUUCUAAUCAUUUUGUAGAAGUAAUUAACAGUAAAAGGAAAGUAAAGGGAAAACUUGCUCACAGGGUGCAAUUUGCAGUAAACGUGACCCUAAGUCCCUCUCAUGACUCCAAGAUUCGUGUCAAGAGGGAGCCAAUCAAACUGACUUCAAAGGAUAAGUUUGUCAGUUCUGUGUCACUUAAAGAAGUAUCAUAUUGUUAUACAAGACUGUGUAUCGUGGUGCUGUAAUGUAUAAUAAUGAUCAGAAGUAAUUUAACAUGCUAAUAGUUUUUUACAUGUAACUUCAGGUUUUUGCUGGUGACGUUAUUUUAGAGGUCAAUGGUCAACCUAUUACUCAUUUCUCCACAAAUCAAGGUAAGCAAGUUGUAGUUACAGGUCUCAGACAAGUAUAUUGUCUUGCUGGGCAAUUCAAGUAACUUUUAAAAUUUCCUUGUCCAAUGGGCAAGAAUCCAGGCAAGUCAUCAACAACAAAUUCUAUAACUAAGAUGAGCAAGAAGUGGUUUAGGGCAAGCAGAAUGUUUGACCUGUUUGCCCAAAAAACAAGCUGGAAUUCAAGUUUCAAUAAUUCAGUUUGCAUGUAGUUUGUUUAUAUGGUCUCAUUUCAAAGCAGUGUCUUGUGCAUUCAUGUUUUGGGGACUUGUAGUUUUGUCAAAGCUGAUGGAAUGUUUUCUCUUUUACAUUAUUUUCCUUUUUACAUGUCAGUCAAGUUUAUUUCGGGCAACAACCAAUGUAUUCAAAUCUACAACUGUACCACUCAUUGACCUGGUCCGUUUGGUCAUUACAGGAUAAUCUCAGACUGAGGCCUUGAUGUAUUGACCGAGCGAUCAAGGCCUGGGUCUGAGAUUUCCCUGUAAUGACUGAGCGGACGAGGUUAAUAAGUUAUUUAUUAUAUGGCCUUUUCAUUAUGGACCUGAGCCUGCGAUCAAUUAAAACCAACAACUGGUCAGCAGAUAAGUGUAAAAAACUUGUCACCUCAAUGAGUUGUACACUUGAUUCGCGAUACAGUCAGGUGACACUGAUCAGCGGAUACCCUUUUUGACAGUUUUUAAUUGACCAUAACAUGAAUGUCCAUAAGGAUGUCUACUAUCCAGUUAAACACAGAUUGUAUAUGUCUUGGACACCUAGCUAGUAAUGCCCAGUCAUUAAAAGAAAGUAAUGCCCAGUCAUUACAGGAAAACAGCCAAUCAGAGCGUGCAUAAUAUUGUGCCACAUAAUAAAAAUAAACGUUAUUUUAUGGGUAUUUCUGUACAAUGUAUGCUCUCUUGUACAAGGCAUAGGUCGAAAAAAGAAGGAUAAUUCUUCUUCUUUUUUCACUUAUCAUUUUGGACGCCUUUCAGUCUUAUCUGCGACUUCCUCCACAUAUGUCGGUGAGAUUCCUAAAUUGUACUCCCAAAAUGUAUCACAAUAAAUUAUUGGGGUCAUCAUUUUUAGAAACUCCUAUUUAAUUCAGAAUAUGGAGACCACGGGAUUAUCUUGUACAUUCAUAUAAAAGAACAUAUGUUUAUUAUCUAUUUGUGGAGUAAAAUAUUUUAUGCUGACAGGAAACCUCUUUUCUUUUAAGUUGUGGAAAUCAUCCGCCAAACACAGGACAACUUAAGAAUCCGACUGAGGGAUGGUAAGAUAAAGGAAUUUGACUCAUUUCCUGUAGCUUUGGGAGUGCUAAACUUUGGCUAUUGUUGUGCUUUAUAUUAAGGUUGUGUUUAUAACUGCACUGUAUUUAUAAUAAAUUUAGGACUAAUAUUUUUUCAUGAAAAUCUAACCAAAUAUAUGAGAAAAAAGCUACACAUACUCAGGUACAUAGCACUGAGUAGUAUUUAGUGUAGGCAUGUUAAAUUUCAUUGGUAUUUUUUUCAAAAUUCAAUACCUGAUGGUUGAGCGAGAUAUUGUAUAUUUUGUUUAACUGUUAAACAGCAAAAUAUAAAUCACAUUACAGUGUAUUAUACAGGUGUCUCUUGAUUCUUGAGGAUAUUGAAUUGUACAAUAUGAGUACUGUUAGUCAACAUAAUUAUUUAUAUGAAAAUAUUAUAGUGACUAUUUAUAUUUAUAUUGACAUUUCAGAUCUUAAAUGUUGAAUUGAUAGUAAUUUUUUCUGUACUAGUGGUAAUGUAAGGUCUGCCUCAAGUUUCUUGUCCUCUGCUAAAAGCAAGAAUUUCUUCUCUUUACUUCAGAGACUAUUACAAAUCAAACUUAUCUGAGUUUUUUCUUAUAUGGGAGCUAUGUUUUCAACUAUUUUCUGUUCUUUCAGGAAAAAAAGUAGAAAAUUGUAUCAGUAAUGUUCAAUUUUUCAAUUUAUAUUAAUAAAUUACCUGCUAAAUUUUUAUUUAAUAUUAAUUUUUAAGAAGGUGAAGGGCAAAAGUCUGACUGCAUAAUUAAUAGUGAUGUCAUUGCUUUUUGAUGAGAUGCCAGAACAUUUGUGAGUGACGGUAAAGCAUUAUUUAAUGCAUGAAGGCAUAUCUUUAUCAUCCUUGGCUCAAAGCUGAAGCUUCUAGUGGGAUGCUGAGUCUUUCCACAAGAGCAUCCUGUUUGAAACCAAACCUAUAAUGUCAUGACCUUGUAAAACUAGGAUGUGAAAUUUGAAUCCUGUUAUAUUAUAUUGCGUGCUUGAGUGAGGAGGAAUAGGAAUGUAGUUUUGAACAACCAUGGAAAGGUAUGAUUUGGCAACAUACAUGUAUAAUUUCUUCCGUGAUUACAAUUCUCUUCCUUUUUAUGCUCAUGCUGUAAGCUACAAUGGCUUUUCAGGAUGUUGUGUUUUUGUCUUGGCUAAUAUUUUGCUGCCAAUAACAUGCAGUGAGUAAUCUUUCUUCUGUGCUAGGAGAUUAGAUACAUGUAUGGUCAUGCGUUUCAUUUGUAUGGCUGAUUGUUAACAACACAACCACUUCCUUACUUUUCAAGACUUACAGCUUACUGUGUAACCAAUGUAACAUUAAAAAGGUUCUACUCAAGAAACUGAAAUUACCACAGUUGAAAGCCUUCAUUCAGAAAUUAUGUUCACUGUGAGGUUUUGGACUCAAGUUAGAAACAUGCAAUAUUGUUCAAAAUUUGACUGUGGGUAUUGUAUUCAAGUUUGAUGCCAAUAUACAGUAGAAAAAUUAAUUAUGAGUUGCACCCAUUAAUCUACCUCUUAUGGAAACUGAGGCUAAUUCUGGCUUUUUUUGCUGUACGCUAUAUUGACAUGGCUGGCUACUCCAAGGCUUUGUCUGCUCUAUAGCUUUUAUUUGCAGGUACAUCUGUAUGAUUUCCAAAGCAGUAUUCUUAAACCUUUUCAUUCUAGAGUACAUGUAGUUUCAAAGUUCCAGUCUCUGAGCAGUAACCUAGCUUGAAAGAGUUAAGACAUUUGAGUUGUAUCCAUUUCAGUUAUUUGAUAAUACUGAGUGUGUUUCAGAGGUCAAGCUAAUAGUGAAUUCAUGUUUUUCCUUAAGAUAUAACCUAAAGAUAGUGUUUUCAUUGUCUUUUGUGUGUGCACUGUAAAUAUAGCUUGUGAUGGUCUUAAUUGUUCCUGCUGCUCUUGUUAUGCUAAAAUCAUCACAUGGACAAAGACACAAUUGCUAAUCUCAUGUGAAGUGCCUUAAAAUCUGUUAUAAAUUAUCAUCCAAGAGAUAUUUAACUGCCUGUAAUAUGUAUGCUUUUGACAAGGUUGGAACAUGAUUAUUGUAAAUGUAUGUUAAUUUCACAAAUGCUCUUCCAUUUUGUACCAUUUUAAACCUUUUAUAAAAAGACAGACUAAAAUUAAACAUCAAAUCAUAUGUACAUAUAUUAUUAUGCCUGAUUUCAGCUGAUGCAGAACUGCUGUCAGAGUGCUUAGUAAGAAUACCAGAAAUAAAAUGUUUUAUCAACUGAAGAUUUGAGUAGACAUUUUAUUACUACAUGUUUAUAGUUUCUUCUCUACAUGAUGGUGUAGCACUUUUUAGGUAAAAUAGCCUAAUGGUAGAUUACAACAGUAUGCUGAUUGUUGAAUAAGGCGAACCAAGUCGUAGGGCUAAUAAGAUGGUCGAUCUGUUGGAACAGCUAAUACAAUAUCUUUUUCAUUGCUUUACAAAACAUUGGUCAGACCACUUCUAGAGUAUGCUGCUCCAGUCUGGAACCCAUAUCUUGUCAAAGAUAUUCAUGCAAUAGAGAGCGUGCAAAGAUGCGCGUCAAGAUUAGCUCUUAGGCAAAAAAGAGGUGAUUUGUCUUAUGAAGAACGUUGUGACACGUUACAUUGGCCAUCUUUGUCCAGUCGUAGGACGUAUUCCUCUCUUGUUGAAUGUUAUAAGAUCGUGUUUGGCUUAUCACACUUGGAUUUUGAGGAAUUCUUUCAAUUCGCAAAAGUCAAAUCCACUAGGGCAAAUCACUCGUAUAAGCUUUAUUGUAAAUUAUCUAGAAUCAACUGUUUUAAAUAUUCUUUUUUUAACAAUGUAAUUACUUAUUGGAACAAUUUACCUAGUAAUGUUGUUGGAGCCGGUACCCUUGAACUUUUUAAAUGUAAACUCAAAUCCUUUUUAAAGUUGUAAUUUUUAUUGUUUGUUUGUUGUUUUUAGGAGAGUUUUAUUCAUAGGGUUAACCUCUAGACUCUCCCUUUCAAAUUUAUGUAGUUAUAUAUGAGUUUGAAUAAACAUGUAUGUUAUGUUAUGUUAUGUUAUGUUAUGUUAACUGUAAUUUUAAAAUGCGGUUAUGUGUACUACAGAUACAAUGCUGUUUCUAUGGAUUCUAUUGUGUAACAGAAGAGGACUUGAAAAUUUUCAACAGAAAUUUGCUAGCAUGUCUACAAGAAGAUACCAGCUCAUUACGCUUGUUAAGAGUGGCUAGACUGGGCUUACAGAUUGUAAAAUAUUUCUCCCACAGAUAUAAAUUACACUGUUUGAAAGAGGGGUUGUAGGUGAUAGCCUGCUUCAAAAUAUUCUAGGUGAUCUGGAAGUUUAUGUUACUGUCUUUAAGGUUGCAUACAUGUUUACUUAGCUCGGUGCUCAUUCUUUUUCUAAGGUUGUUAAAUGAUGUUUUAUUGUUUGCGAACUGCAUCUUAAAAUUGUUUUCAGUUAGUCCAGCGUAAUUAAGUCUCGUCAGGUUUGCUGUCUUCCGUAGUUACGGUCGCUUGAUAUACAAUGGAUUUCCUGAGGCAAUGGUCAAAUAUUUUUUAAAAAUUACACAAUAAUUGCUUCCUGUAGUAAAUAAAUGUACCGGUAUGUUAUAUGUGAAAUGCAUGGUGCCCCUGUUAUUUGAUUCUGAGACUCAAAAGUGCAGAGAACUAUCCUUUUUUUCCAGCAAGUAACUUAACUGAAAACUGUGAACACCUGCACUUGAAAGUAUAAGUCAAAAGAUUUUGAAUGUCCUAUUAAAAAUAUUAUGUACAUUUUAAUGUACUAGUUUCAACUGUGCCAAUAGUCAACCACUAGGUGUAGUAGCACUGAAUAUAUAUGGUGGGUAUUGGACGUUUGUAAGAACAUGUAGAUCUAGUAUUGCAUUCAUCACCUAACAAUAACUUUAGGAAGGUUAGAUAGCACUAUGUACCAGAAAAAGUUUUACUAUCUUGUGGUUAAAUUAAUGCUAGAACAAUCCAACAUUGUUAGGGCUGUCACCAAGAUUUCAAGUUGCCCGAUAAAUAACACAAGUAGGCAGGGAAUCAAACUGCUAGGGAUUUCUUUUGGUUCUAUUUUUCGUCUAUUUUCCUAUGAAAGUAGCCAGGGGAAAGCCCCGUCUCUUCAUGACAGCCCUGAUUGUGCUAUUCACAGGAUAGAGGUUUGUACAGUGGAUAAUGCUGUUCAACUGUCAAAACUUGAUGACUUGUUGUAUGCACUGUACGACUCCUUGUUCAGGUCAAUUUUUUUCUUUUUGAAAGACUAUAAUGUUACAUUUUGAAAAUGAUAAUCAGAUUUUGAAAUGAAUGCUUAGAGAAUAAUCUUUUUCUUGAAAUUGUUCAACAGACCCUGGUACAAGGGAACGUGCCAGACCUUACCUCAGACGAUUUGCGGUGGCUGAUCCUAAACUUGCAAUUUGUCAAGCAAGACUAAAACGAUCAGCUUCUGCACCAAAUCACCCACGAGGACGUGCCUACACUGAUCAACUUCCAAGAAAAGGGAGCAGACAGAAAGAAGAUAGAAACAUGCACAAGGGAAGCAGCACAAGCUCUGAAGAUGUUAGAGCUGUAGGCAGGUUUAGCCUUUUAGGGGUUGACCAAGGUGUUGAUGGAAUAUUUGCGAGAAGAAAAGAUGAGAUUGUGGAAAGGGUAAUAACAGACUUUCCAGUAGAUAACAACUCUUCUUCAAGUAGGACAGAUAAAAUAACAAGACCUGAAAAUUAUAAAAGAGAUAGUUGGCCAGAUAAUGGUGGAAAAAGAAGUAGCCAGGAGUCUUUACCAAAGAAUUGUGUAAACUGUGGACAACCCGUAGAUUUUUCUAGAGAUUUAGACCAUAACUCAUCAGCCGAAACAGCUGAGGCAAGUAAGUAUUUAAAAUGUAAAAAAUGUGGACAUAUAAGGAAUUAUUCGUCUGGUGGAAGCAGUCUUCCCGGCACACCUUAUUCUGCACAUCGGACAUUGGAAACUUCGCCAUUUGGAUUACCUUCUCAAAGAACUGCACAAUCAUCACAUAAAGUCAAUGGAAAUUUAAAUCACAAACCUGCACAAAUGCACGGGAAUAGUGGUUAUUAUUUAUCCAAGAAUAACAAACCCUCCAAGGAAUCUAGUUCUGUUUUAAAUGGCAGCCUUAAAACUGAUAUAUUUCUACCUCCUGAUUCUGCUGGUAGACAGUUUAAUGACUUACUUUAUGAAACUCCAAGUGCCCUAGCACAGAGAUUGUUCAACCUGGAAGGAUUUGACAGAGAUGAAGUUUCACCAGAACUCAGUAAAAAGUAAGUAUUAGUACCUUGUUUUUUAACUGAACCAGAUUGAAAUCUUCAUUACUCAGGUACAGUACAGAAAUGUACUAACAUGUAGAUCCUGCAUAUGCAUUGCUCAGACUGGUUAUUUAACCCUGUAAGUCCCAUAGGAACCAACAUCAAUUUUCUCCUCACAACAUCACCCUGUAUUAAAAAAAUCAAUAGAAAGGAUUAUGGGAGUUGAUGAAAUGAUCGCCAAAGGGCAAAUGCAAUGAUCUUUUGUCAAAUUCCCUUAUGGAAAUUUAUGGAGGCAAGUUUGGAGAAUUUCUAUGUGGAUGAAAAGAUUGAAGAAAAGAAAAACAUUAAAUAAAACACUUCAAAGAGGUUUAAUGUCAGUCUCACCAUUAGUCGCUGUCAAGAUAGUAGAUGGGAGUGAACUGUUCAUCUGAAACAUUUAAGUAAUGUAUGUAACUAAUAUUGCAACUUUUUUCAGUACUCCAUAUGGGAAAUUGGUGGCCGUGGAAUACCUCAAGUUCUUUGCCUUUGGUAGUGAAACCAUUACACAGUCUCUACAGAAAUUCCUCAAAGCCUUUCAUUUGAGUGGUGAGACCCAGGAGAGAGAAAGAAUCUUGAUCCCCUUUUCCAAGAGAUAUCAAGAGUGCAAUAAUCCAGAUUAUGGAUCAGAAGGUAAUGAAAUAUACACUUUGUAACCUCACGCCAACCCAAACAUGUUUUUUAGUUGUUGUAAUCUUUUGGGGCACUUGAAAAGCGAGGCAUUUUUCAAUCUGAAAAUGUUUGGCAUCUCUUUACAGAUCGAUUUUGGAUAAAAAAAAUUUGCUUGAGUACAUUUUUUUAACAUUGUACUGUGAUGUUAUGUUUGUUUCUUCACUCCAACUUUAUACAAUUUAUCUAAAAUAAAUUAUUACAGUCAAGUCUUUAUUACCAGAUACCUCAGUCUAUAUGAUGGAGACCUCCAUAAGAAGGGUAACUUCCUAAAUUGGACAUACAGCAUUGGUCCUCUUCAACCAUUUUCUUGACUCAUCUUUAAAGAGACCGGUGACAUUUUUCCAUGUUAAAUCAGUAAGUGCCAGUGUUGACUGACUGUCUAUCAUGGAGAGCUGAUAGGGGAUUCUAUGAUGGCAAAUGUGGCAAGAAUGCCACUUAAAAAUUGUUUUUUCAUUCUUUCAACCUUUAUUGCAAUGAUUCGAACACCCAAGUCACUUUGUCAAAUGUAGGCAAAUUCUCCAGGAGUAAAUCCCUAAAAACCACACCCAAGUUGUAGUUGUUUAUGACCUCCAUAAAAUGUGAAAUAAGGCAGUUUCAUGUCAUACUUUACUUGUGCAGUGAAGGCAAAGAUGUGUACCAAAAAGCGGGUUGCGCAUGCAGAGUUGUUGCAGAGUUAUUAAAAUUAAAAAUUUAUACUGCCUUCUUGAAGAUCUUGUUUCCUUCAUUGUUGUAACAUCUUAAUUUCCUUGUUUAAGCUUACACGUCAUUCAAAUGACCAGGUUAACUUACUGUCACUUUACUCAUAAAAAAGUUGUGAUACACUAACUGUAUUAACCCAUUCGCUCCUGGGGAUUUUGCCGAAAAACGCGUUUUGAAGCUAGUCGAGUGGUUUUCUGGUCACUGUCGUGCUAUAAAGAGCUAAAACUUACCACAAACCGGUUUACAGGUCGUACACUUGGCGGCCUUCUGAUCCAGAUGCAAAAUAUCAGCUUGCGAAGUUCGGGCAUGCGCAGAAAGCAAAAUUUCGACAUAGUUUUUGGGUUUAAAAGUGACACAGCAGUCUUGACUUUUACUUUUCGCUUUCUCUCUUCCCUUCUUUUUUCGCUUUUCUUGCCUCAUUUUUUUUUUCUCUUGCUGGGCAUUUAGUAGGCUUCAUUUUGGUGGGAAGAGUUUUUAGGAAAGCUUUUAGGAUCUUAGGAUUAGGUGAAAGGAAAGGUAGGUGGGUAAUGGAACAAGAUUUUCAUGGAGAUUUUCAGGUCCUUGUCACGUGGUUUUUUGCUUCUUUCUCCGGUGUCCUUGACUGAAUUGUGCUCAUUCUGGUAUGGUUUGAAAGAUCUCUUCACUCUGCACAAGUUAGCGAAGAAAGUUGUCCUUGACCGUUAAAACUGAUGACGUCACAAAGGGUAGAAAGGACCUGGAUCCGCACGGGCGGUUACGGGCGGUUCAGGGGCGAAUGGGUUAAGGAUGUUGAUCUAUACCACCAACUCCAAUUUAAACCUUAUGAAAUUUCUUUUUUUCUAUUUAGAUGCUACUCAUACAUUAGUGUGUGCUAUUCUUUUACUCAACUCUGACCUUCAUGGUGAGGUAAGUGACUGGGUUUUAUACUGCAAACCCGAUCACCAGCUUAUGGGUCUCCUUAGAUGAUUUUUUGUUGGUGCGUGAAUAAAUGAUAAUGCUUAACCCAAAGGAGUAACCUGACCAUGCAGUGCUAUCACAUUGAUUGAGCUGAAGUAUGAGAUACAUAGUGGUCUCCAACCGAAGUGUACUAAUCAAAGUACAAACACCUAGUUAUCAUCUUUAAGAGAUCAACUCUGCUGCUUAGAAAGAAGUCCAGUAAAAAAGUGCAAAGCAUCAGGAAAAAGUUGGUUGGCUUAGUUACACUGAAAUACUAACAGUAUGGUUGAGAGAAGUUUUGUGGCAACUCUUUUAAGAGUACUUCCUUGGUGGUGCCUGGAAAUGAAGUUCCAAGUGAUUUUCAAUAGACUAACCAUGAUAAACUUCACCCUCCAGUUUGUCUUUUCAAUGCUUGUGAAUCAAAUUGAAAAUUUUGAUAUUAACUCAGGUUUCAUUAAGGACCUUAUUUGUUUGUUUGUUAAUGUCUGUUGUUGUUGUUGUUUUUUUUUUUUCCAACUUAACAUCUCUUUUUCCUUUGUUUUUAAUUUGGAAGAAUCUCCAUAAAAAGAUGACUCAAGCUCAGUUCAUAGAAAAUUUAACAGGAUUAUGUGAUGGAAAGGAUUUUCCCAAAGAUUUGCUCAAGGUAUGCACAAAAUAUUAAAGGAUUAAAUUGCAUAAGAACACCUGCAUGCAAGAAACGGAAUUUUGUUCAAGUUACAUGUAUAACCUAAACAGGUGUUGCUCUAUUGAAAAGUUAUGUUAUGUGCAUGUACAUUUAAAGUUUCAGUGCAGAUCUAGCUUGCUCUUAAGUUCCAGGCACGAAAUUGAAAAAGUUUUUGAGUUGAAAAUUCAACAAGUUUACUUUAUUUACCUAUUCCCUCAUCUGCUGAAACGUGGAAAGUCUUUUACAAACAUGGUGUGUCAAUUUCCUUUUUGCUUAAGCUGACAUUUUAAGUGAGAAAAAUCCAUAUUUUGGAGAGCAUCUUUUAUGCAAAACAACAACUGAUUAUGCGUGUGAAACUUUGUAUUCAUGUAUUACACUUCACGACGGGUAAGAAUUUCUCUUUUAAUCAGUGCCAUAACAAAGAGUUUUGCAUUUUUUCUCGGAAGAGUUAAUUUAUAAAAGGAAUAGAGAACUUUUUUCCUGUAUUUGCAUAGCCUGAUAUAAACACUUGAGGGGUUGGGAGAGUUCUCCCAACCCCUGGCUCCUGUGUUUAUAUCAGGCUAUUCAAACGCAGAAAAUGUUUUCUAUUCCUUAAAUAGUAACUACCUUACUGAAGUGCACUUGUAAACAGGUAAACUAUCAUUAAUUUUAUCUCAAGUGGACUUCCACGGAAUCAAAAGCAAAUUACUGCACCUAGUUUGAAUUUAAAAAAGGAGUUAACAGUGGUCUUGCUCCGUGAUUUUUCAGGGAAUUUAUCAAGAAAUUAAAAGUAAGCCAUUGGAAGGAUUUGGGUAAGUAGUGUCAAGGCAAAAGAAUAAAAAAGUGGCAAACUGCUUACUGUAGGAAAACAGAUAAUAAUAAUAAUAAUAAUAAUAAUAAUAAUUAAUUUUCAUUUUUUCUGUGAAAACGUUUUUAAAAGUGGUCCGUGGUAUCUUGUUCAAUGGAACUGCAGUACAUGUGGAGGUGUUUUAGUGGUCUAUAAAAGUGCAAGUGUCCCCAGAGUGUACAAUGCAAUUUUCUUUUCAUUCUCGCUUUUUGAGAUCUGUAAGUGGAGAGAGGAAUUUUUGAUGAAUUUUGAUGAUAAACUGACCUUUAAUUAUCUAAUACAGUGUUCCAGUAGAUUGAUCUAUGUAAGUGGGUUUGCAAAAAUGUAAAUUUGUUUGUUUUUUAAUUUACUUUUAGUGUUAAAGAAAAAACACCAACACCAACACCUUCCAAGAGAUCUCUCACGCCAAAUGGCUCAAAGGUAAUUUGAAUAAAUUACUAAUGCACUUUUGGUGCAGUGGAUAGAGAUGUGCUAGAGAACGCGUGCUAACUCAUCUGUCUAUUCUUCUUAUGUGCACAAUAAUAUUAAUGGUGUUAGUUAAAUUAUAAUGACAGUAAUUCAGUCUAACCUUUAGUACAUGGACCCUCUUAGUAUCAGAAAAAGUGUUUCUUCAGAAAAGGUUAAAAAGGCAAGGUUUGUAUGUUCAGUAUGUCAGUGGGACUGUUACUUUGUUUGUUUACUUGAGUCACCCACCUAAGGGAGUUGACUGCUUACAGGAGUUGUUUAGGAGUUGGUGUUCGUAAGCAGAGGUUUAAACUGUAUUAGAUUAUUCAAUAAAAUUUAAUCAGCUCUUUGGAAGUAAUGUUUUCUGGGUAUCUAUUGCAACUGUACAGUUGAGGAAGUAUCAGCACUUGCAUGGUCGAACAGGUUACAUGUAAUGUUGUAUUUUUUGUGAAAUCUUUUUCUGGCUGUUAUCUCAUUUUCUAAUUACAUUGUAUGUGUGUUGUUUUUACAUUCUAGGGAAGCUCUUUGGGCAAUCCGUUUGUGGAGGUAAAUGUACAUAAUGUUAAUUAUAAUCACAGAACUUAGAUCAGUUUGAUUGUUUAUUUGUCAUAACAAUGUUGUAUACUUUCUGAGAUUGCUCAAUAAUAUUUAAUUCUGAUGACAUAUCUGUGGUGAAAUUUCACAACAACAAAUUUACAUUUUGGUGCAACCCCUCCUGCAAACAUCCCAUGAGCACCAACACCUCAUAACUGAGAAUGUUUAGACAAUCAUUGACACAGGGGAUGCAAAUAAUUUCAACCAUGCAUGUUCUUUUGGCCUGCACUUGUUCCUCUCUUAGUGACAACUUCAUUUAUAUGACACCUAAAAUUGUAACUUUUCGUGGUUCUUGGGUUGUCCCAUUCUCUGGGUUUUACAGUAGCAGUCUCUGCAUACUUGAUCCUAACAGUGGAAACUUAGAAAUCUGGUUUUGUCAACUGAGCUGGCAAAGAAAGUUGGCCACCCAAAAAAGUAUAAUAUUCUAAAGAUGAAGAAAUUGAGCUGUUCAUCAGAUUAGAGAAAAUUAGUUUGGAUAAUGGUCUAAAAUGUAGUCAUAAUUGUAAUAUUCUAGAAUUAUUGAAAUAUUUUUAUUGUAAUAUUAUUGUAAUAUUUUAAAAAUACUUAUAAUGAUUAAUUUGGGAUCAUAGAUUCAAGCAAGUGAUAGUGACAAGGUUUACAAAGAGGGUCUACUCUACAGAAAGGUCACCAUAGAUUCAGAAGGGAGGAAGAGUGAGUUUAUUAUUUUUAUUAUUUAUUAUUUUUUUAACAGUCCAGUGGUCAUGUUUUCCCUUAAACCUAACCUCCAAGUGAGAUCUUUAUUAAUGGUAUACAUGUAUGUUUAAAAGGAAUUGUUUCCUCUAUCGCUGGUGUAAUUAUAGUUAAAUUUCGACCAUACUUGCCAUAGAGCCUCCAGUAGUUCAGUUAUUGUUUAUUAUUGUUUAUUGUUUUGUUUGCCAUAAGUUAUACAAAGCAAAAAAAUGUAAUUAUUUUUAAAAACUCUCAUGUCGAGGAAGCCCAAGAGAAGCCACCAGGCUUAUAAGGAAUGGGCUCCCUCAGUUAGAUAGUUAGAACAAAAUAUUAUCAUAAUUACACAUAGGAAAAUCAAUGGCAGAGCUACAGUAAAUCUUAAAAUAAAUAUAUUAGAUAGUCGUACUAAUCAUAGUUCUAGGCUAAAAAAAGCGAAAUGACAAAAAGAAAAAAAAAAUGAAAGUAAAAUAGCAAAGGUCAAAAAAUAUAUAUAUACAUACAUAUAUAGAGCACUGAACUAGAACUGAACUAGAACUAGAACAGGGUCAUGAGUGUGAUCUUCACCUGGAGCUCAGAAUUUUUUCUGAGCUUUCUGGUACAUGUAAAGACACAAAAAUAACUGAAACCACAGGCAACCCAAUAUUGUAAGAUAAUAGAGUACUAAAGUGUGACGUCAUAAAAAUCAAAUUUGUGAAAUUAUGGGAUUUGCCUGCAUAUUCUGAAAGAACAACGUCCAAGACGCCUACUCGCCAAAAACUAGCAUUGUGGGGCAAAUUGUCUCUGAGAUAUUAACCCAGUUAUGCUCUGAUGACUCCAUACAAAUCCUUCUAAUUUUGACUUGGGUCUAAACGUUUAGACCCAAGUCAAAAUUAGAAGGAUUUGUAUGGAGUCAUCAGAGCAUAACUGGGCUAAUAUGUCAGAGGCAAUUUGCUCCGAAAUGCUACUUUUUGGUAAGUAGGCGUCUUAGACAUUGUUCUUUCAGAAUAUCUUGACAAAUCCCAUAAUUUCACAAAUUUAAUUUUUAUGACGUCAUCACUUUAGAACUCUAUAGAGAAAUUAAAACUUAAACACCCAAAUUGCAUGCAUACUGUCAAUGAUUCAAAGGGAUUUUUUAUGUGUAUCUGUUUUUUAAAACUGAUUUGAUAAUAUUUCUGUUUUUCUUUAGCCUCAGCUUGGAAAAGAAAAUGGAUGCCAUUUUAUGGCACCUUGAAAGGAAUGAUACUUUUUCUCCACAAGGUACUAAUGAAGUCUUAAGGUGAUUCCAUAGUAAAAGAACCUAACAUAGAUUUUAGCUAAAACUUGGUACACUGAUGUAACAAGUCAAGAAGAUGAUAAAAAAGUAAUAAAAAGUGGGGGUCACCGUGCUCGUUUUGACGUCACAAUGCUGACAAAUACGGCUAUUUAGGACCCUUUUACAAAAACCGCGGGCAGCGCAAAACUAGACAAAAAGGAGAGAUUUUUUCGAUGAUGCAUGUGACAUCACACAGAAUUUGACUUUAAUGUAUUGUUUAUCCACUUANUCUUAAGAACAGUGCCUUUCUCUUAUUUCAUCAUGUGUGGAUCAAGAAAUUAAAAAAAUGGGAGUCAUAUGCUCCAUAUCCUCUAACGGUUAAAAACAUUUUUAAAAUGUACAUUUAUAUAAUUAAAAUUAAUAUGUUAAUAAGUUCAAGCCAAGUAGAGUGGGCAAUUUAGAUUUGGCCCCUUUGGCUGGGCCCCCAAUGCAUGGAUCUCCUCAACAUUACAAGCUGUUGAAGGUGAUCAGAUUUGUUCCUUCCUGGGUAUGUUUUUUUUCUGUCUCUUUUCAUCUUUUUGCCAUCUCAAUGAAUGAUAAUAAUAAUAAUUUAAAGUAAUAAUAUCAUUGCUUUUCAGUACAGUUAUUAUACCUUUUGUGGAAAAGACCAUAAAUCUUUCAUUAUCACUUUUGCACUCCUUCCAGUCAGAUGAAGUUACCACUCCAGAACAAACAAGGAACUGUUUAGGAGUUCACCAUGCUUUGGCUAGUCGAGCUACAGAUUAUGUCAAGAAACCCUUUGUAUUUAGAUUUGUCACUUCAGAUUGGAGGGAGUUUCUCUUUCAAGCAAAGUAAGUAAACUGUAGUAGUUACCUCAGUGUAAUGAAGUGAUAUGUAUUUUCCAUAUAAUUUAAUCAUGUUCACUCAAGUACCCCAGAUUAAUCUCUGUCCUCAAAUAAGCUCCUUGGCCCUGAUAUAAUCAAAAGAUGUUCAUUCUGUUAGUUUAAUACAGGAAAUAAUAUUACCAUUGUUAAUACAACUCUUUGCUGUGUUCAACUUUCAAAUGAAGGCUGCCCUCAAAUAAGUGCCGCAUUUGAGGCAUGACAAAUUUGAUAAGUGUGGCGGCACUUAUUCAAGUAACUAUGGGAAUGUAGUUGCUGGAGAAUCAUCUCUUCUUUGGCAGUAAUGUACUGGCAGCUGUCAAAAUCUCUGGAAACAUAUAGAAAACUAUAUAAUAAUUGUUAUGUGGCUUAUCAACCUAGACAGGUAACCAGAUAUCUUAAUGUUAUAAAAAUAAACGAAUUUGAUUUAGACCGGUAUAGAGUAUGAAGCCUUUUCUUGUAGUAAAUUCAUUGACAAAGUGUUGUUUGUUCAUUUGAUUGUUUUUGCAGAAAUCAAAAUGAAAUGAAUGCAUGGAUUGAGGCCAUAAAUCUUGUAGCUGCCACAUACUCAUCACCACCCCUACCAGCUCCAAUUGGGUCUUGGUACGUUUUACAUUAGUUUGUACCCUUUUUGAUGACUUAAUUACUUGACCUUACAUAUUUAACAUAUGUCAAUAAUGGCAUUAAUUACUGUACUCAAUGUAAUUCGUUUUCUUUUAUCGUUGAUAUAAUUUGGGGAACUAGGAAUGGCACAGUUGUUAGAGCACUUGCCUGCCACCCAUAUAUAUGUGGCUCAGGUUUGACUUCUGGUAUUGACCUCGUGUGUGGGUUGAGUUUGUGGCUGGCUCCCUUCUCUAGUCGUAGAGGUUUCUCUCUGGGUAUACCCACAGCAGGUUGUCCCUUCUCCUGAAAAACUAACAAAUCCGUGUUCCAAUUUGAUGUGGAAAGUGUCUUCAAGUAGUUGGUAAUACUUCGAGGAUGAGAGAUGAGAUGUCAUAUCCCACCCUCUUCAAAUUAAUAAUGUUGGAUAGUUUUUUUUGCUAGUUACAGUGACUCUUAGGUGAACUUUGGUUUUCCCCAGGCCUUGUCGAAUCUUGACAAAAUGUUUUCAGACAUUGUCUCUGGCCAAUACAUUUUGUGAUCGUUAUUAAUCUCAGGUCUCCCUGGAGCAUUCUUGAAGGUAGCUAAUUAAUGUAUCUUCAUUUGUUUUAUGUUUGCUUUUUUUGUAGCAAGAGAUUUCAGCGGCCUGUUCUUCCUUUUUCUCGCUCUCAGAUGCCACUUGUAAGUGUCCUCCUUUGUUUUUUCCUGCAUCUUCUUGUUUGACUGUGCCAGGAUUAGCUCAGUCAAUAGAGCUCUUGACUGCAGAAUGGCGAGGUCAUGGGUUUGAUCUCUGGGGCCGGACCAAUAGUCGGGGUGUUCCAGACUUCCAAUCCCCAAAAGGCAAAAAAUGUGAUACUCUGAACCAAGAGCUGGGAAAAGUGGUGAGAAAUGGGUAAAAAGUCGUGAGAUGUCUCAAAUUUCCUAGUGGAAGGAUUUUCAGUGGGGAUAAUGGAUAUUGGAAGUCACAUAUCACUUUAAAGCUUGAGCAGUAAACAUCACGAUUUUACGAUUUAGGUUUUUUUUUUUUGGCGGCCAUCUAGAAGCAAGAGAAACAGUAAGUUGGCAAAUUCAGUGGCAGUGGCAAGUCUUAGGAGGCAAAGAGAAUGUUUUCUUUGGUUUGAGCUUGCUAUCUAUGGAUGUCUUAACUUGGAAACGAAUCUGACAGCUCCAACAUUUUUUUGGAGUUUGACUUUUCGAGAAAGCAUGAGAAGUUGCUAAUAUAACUCAUGAGAGCAUGAGAUUGGUCUUUAAAUUGUGAGACUCACAACAAAGUUGUCAGACUUGGCAUGUCUGUUGUUCAAAUCUAACAGAUAAAUCACUAUCCACUAUCCACAAUUGUGUUCUCCACAACUAGGCCAAGGCUGUAAAAAAUCUUCUUUAGUUAAACUUCCAUUGAGUAGCCAGUAGUUGAAGUCGCAAAAUAACUGUAGAAAAGAAUACAACCACCUUUUGGCCAUCCGAACAAGAUUUUUCAUGUUGUUGCCACCUCAAUUUAAGCAGCCAUCAAGCACUUGAUACACUAAGUCCAGUUUUAUUUUAAUUUACGAUGAAGGAUAAUACAGUCAGAGAUUGAAGGUGAUGACUGAUCAUGGGCAAAGUGCACACAGCAUUAAAGCACAUUUAAUUUUAACCUUGCACUUUACUUGAUGCUAAAGGUAAUUUCUUUAUUUUGUAAACCACUCUUGUUCAAUUCAACAGGCCAAACAACUGGAACAUCAUGAGAAGAAGGUGAGUUGUUGAAUCAGCAUAUACUGUUAAUCAAAGAUAUGCUAUCAAUGUACUCUGUUUUGAAUAGUGUUAAAUGGCAACUGUUUGUUUUGCAGAGUUCAGAAGCUGAGGGACAAUUGAUUGAAAGUUUACAAAGUAAACCCACAGGUGGCUCAGUCAGAGAACUAGAGGUGAUUCAUUUCUUAGUUAGAUUAAUUACAGAGGAUCCAUUUUUCAUACUUCUGAGAUAAAGGAAAAUAUGUCAAUCUAUUGGGAGAAAGGAAAAAAUUGAGGAUAGAAUCAUAGAACUUUAAAAGUAGGGAAGGAAAGUCAGUUUUGGUUUUUACUAUUGGGAGUUUAGGAAAUGAAGAUUCCUCAACAUUCCCUUUUCUUGAUAUACAGCUAUUUCGAGAAUGGUUGUCGGAAGAAGUGCAUCCAACAAUCCUGAAAGGUAUUAUGGGUGGUUUGGUUUUGAGUCCACUGUUAGUCAAAGAAAUUUAAAAGAAUGGCAUGAGAGGCCAUGGACAUGCGUUUGUGAAUGCUAAAGGAAAGUAGCAAAAGUAGGUUCGACAGCUACAGUGUCAGGAACAGUGCACAUUUUUGCGACAACCUUUCUCGAAAAAGCUGUAUAUAUUUAAGAAAACAGGCUGCAAGAGUAUCAAAAGCUGGUCAUAAGCACUCAGUGAAUAUUUCUAGAAUUCAUUCACUGGCCAAGCUUUGGAGCAGGUGUAACUGUUAAAGUUCAGUGUAGAAGAAGAUAUAAUUGGCUUUGCAAUAAUUAUCUGAAUGCAUUGCUUAUAUACCUUGUUUCAGGAAUGGCAGGAGAAGCAUGAGUUCCUGGAGUACGAGGUAAUUAAGUACACUGUAUAGCUAAGAUCAGCUCUCAAAAUGAUCAGUCUCUAAUUCCAGUUUCUUAAUGGACCAUCAGAAUAGGAAAACUUAUUUUAUCAUUACUUAGGAGGAGAAGGUACAUGUAUUAUGGCUAAGUGUUUUAUAUUAGGGCACCUGAUUUCAAACCUAGGUUGAAGCCCCUACCCCACCACCCCUUGACAUUUAACCCCCUGAGGGGUUAAAGCUUGAGUUGAUUUUUGGCACCUUAAUGAACAGAUGUUCUCUGUAAGCCCAAGUUCAACUCCUUGAUGAUAAUCUUGAAAAUAGCCAAAUGGUCAAGCCUCUAGUUGGUUGGGAUUAUGUUUCCUCCCUUUUUAUUGUGGUCCACUAUUAUUUAUAAUAUUGUGAAAAUUGAGCAGCCAUACGUGUAUCACCUAAUUGCCCUGUAAGUUGAAAUGAGAGAGCACCAGCUGUUUGAAUGGGAAAAGCACAGAGAGAAAAUAGCUGGUAAUAAUAAUAUUAUAAAAACUCAAAAAUCCACUAUCUGACGACUGGUAAUCAAGAUCAUAUCAGAUCUACCGUAAAAUGCCGAAAAUAUACUGCAGGGCUUUUAUUUUUCAAAGGCCCUUUUUGAGGGGCUUAUUUUUGGAGGGGCUUAUAUACGGAGGGGCUUACCUACAGAGGGAAAUUUGCAUUUCAAAAUCGACUGGGCUAGCCUUAUAGUUGUAAGUAAAUUUAACGUUUUUGCUUUGUUUUGCUUUGCAUUUGAGGGCAAUUUCCCAAGUACAAGCCCCGGUGAGGGGUGAUACCAGUGAGGGGGGCUUAUAUUUGGAGGGGCUUAUACAUAGAGGGGCUUAUUUUCGGAAUUUUACGGUAUCUCCAUUGUUCUUUAAAUAUUAUUGACACAUUGCUAUUAAUGUUCAAAUUUGAUGGUUGGUUUCAAUUAAUGAAAAAAACAUUCAAAACGCCAUAUUCAUUGUUUCUUCGCAGUACAAAAGGUACACAAUGUACGUGAAUGUGUUACGUGGCUCAAAGUUGGAGAGCAAGUUGCGUGACAAGCCUCGAGGUCCCGGCAGGUCUGUUCAAUCUAUCAUGUUACAGAUGAAGCGCUCUAGUUCUUUGGGGGAUUUAGAUCUAACUACUGGCUACAAGGGCAGAAAUGUCAGAGAAAGCUACUUUAUGGCCAUUUAUAAGGGUUAA
Messenger RNA from Porites evermanni, 22071 nucleotides. NCBI's taxonomy places the organism in Eukaryota, Metazoa, Cnidaria, Anthozoa, Scleractinia, Poritidae. The record is from the annotation of a GenBank genome assembly.